Molecule: messenger RNA, 439 nt
Organism: Ixodes scapularis (black-legged tick)
Lineage: Eukaryota; Metazoa; Arthropoda; Arachnida; Ixodida; Ixodidae
Product: endogenous retrovirus group K member 24 Gag polyprotein-like
Exons: 2
Coding region: 1-282 (93 amino acids)
Source: RefSeq, a predicted model, not a curated record
AUGAGCAACGGGCAACAGCAGCCGAACGCUUACUACUUGCCCGAGCCGGAGUUGCAGGCGCCACUUGCGGGUUACCACCCUUCACCGCAGCAGGACGCUCCCUACUACCUACCGCAGCAGCGCACACCCUGUGUCACGGCGCCACCGCUACAAGUGAGCGCUUUAAGAUCAGUCGAUCACAAGAAGAAGAAAGAGGAUGACUGUUGGACAGACUGCUGGACGGACUGCUGCCCGGACUGCUGCUUCUGGAUCCUCUACGUAGUCUUGUGCAAAAGUGACUGAGUGUUUGAGGAUGGAGCGCCGGAAAGAGAAGCAACGUCAGAGCUCCCACAGAGGAAAGCUUCUUCGCCACAAUGGUGCGGCGUAUGAAAUUUCAAGCCAUGGCUGGCGUGCAUAUCUUGAAAUACUAGGCGUUGCAAGUGGGCGGAGCCAAAGACAA